Messenger RNA from Loxodonta africana (African savanna elephant), 786 nucleotides. RefSeq names its product gap junction protein beta 6 (gene GJB6). Gene Ontology annotation, biological process: gap junction-mediated intercellular transport; cell-cell signaling. NCBI's taxonomy places the organism in Eukaryota, Metazoa, Chordata, Mammalia, Proboscidea, Elephantidae. The transcript has a single exon. The record is from RefSeq and is a predicted model, not a curated record. The coding region runs from base 1 to 786 and encodes 261 amino acids. Gene Ontology annotation, cellular component: connexin complex. Gene Ontology annotation, molecular function: gap junction channel activity.
AUGGACUGGGGCACCCUACACACUUUCAUCGGGGGUGUCAAUAAACAUUCCACCAGCAUCGGGAAGGUGUGGAUCACAGUCAUCUUUAUCUUUCGCGUCAUGAUCCUUGUGGUGGCUGCUCAUGAAGUGUGGGGUGAUGAGCAGGAAGAUUUUGUCUGCAACACUUUGCAACCAGGAUGCAAAAACGUGUGCUAUGACCACUUCUUCCCCGUGUCCCACAUCCGACUGUGGGCGCUGCAGCUCAUCUUUGUCUCCACACCUGCCCUACUAGUAGCGAUGCACGUCGCCUACUACAGACACGAGACUGCCCGCAAGUUCAGGCGAGGAGAGAAGAGGAAUGAAUUCAAAGACAUAGAAGACAUUAAAAAACAAAAGGUUCGAAUAGAGGGUUCCCUGUGGUGGACAUACACCAGCAGUAUUUUUUUCAGAAUCAUCUUCGAAGCGUCCUUCAUGUAUGUGUUUUACUUCCUGUACAAUGGGUACCACCUGCCCUGGGUGUUGAAAUGUGGGAUUGAUCCCUGCCCCAAUCUGGUCGACUGCUUUAUUUCUAGACCUACUGAAAAGACUGUGUUUACCGUUUUUAUGAUUUCUGCAUCUGUGAUUUGCAUGCUGCUUAAUGUGGCUGAGCUGUGUUACCUGCUGCUGAAAGUGUGUUUUAGGAGAUCAAAGAGAGCACAGAUGCAAAGAAAUCACACCGAUCAUGCCCUGAAAGAAAGUAAGCAAAAUGAAAUGAAUGAGCUGAUUUCAGAUAGUGGUCAAAAUGCAAGCACUGGUUUUCCAAGUUAA